AUGGAAAAAGAAGUACGUGUGCUUGUAUGGAGACGGCCGAUUGACGUAUCACCAUACUCAAAAAGAUUAUCGAGACAAACCGAGCCAUGGAAAGGAGGUGUCCAUACCCGCUCAUCGGCUGCGCUGCUCGAUCCUGGAGGUGAUAUAGGACCCAUCAGUGUAGGAUUGGAUGCCCAUUCCUUGGCUAGUGCUUCGACUUCACAUCUUCCAACACCAUCGUCCACUCCGACAACACAACGGAAGAAUAGGAGGAUAUCGAACAUUUUCCAACGGCCCAAAGACAACGAGGAGAAGAAUAAGACUCAGAAUGUGAACCUCGGCGGUGGACGUGAAAUUCCCAUUAAAGAGGGAACGAUGCAUAAAAGGAGCACAAAGGGUGCUUUGAAUCGGGAAUGGAAAAAGAAGUACGUGUGCUUGUAUGGAGACGGCCGAUUGACGUAUCACCAUACUCAAAAAGAUUAUCGAGACAAACCGAGCCAUGGAAAGGAGGUGUUUCUUGGUCUGGCAACAGUUCGAAUAGCUGGAAGGCAACGUCCUCGAAACACUCAACGUGGAAUGGUGACAAGUCAAUCGGAAGAGCCGAGUUCGACGAAUUCAGCCGGAUCUGUGGCGCUGCGGGCGUACGAACCUCGGAGAAGUGACGUUGGAGGUGGUGUUUCUGGAGAAGGCACGUCUGGAGGCAGUGAUGAUGCAAAAGAAGCAUCUCCUGCUGUUCAAUUGACUCCCCAAACCGUUGCUGGGCAAAAGAAGAGACGAGGCGGCAAUCGUCGGAUUGGAUCUGCUGGCAAAGCCACCGACGAAGACGACGAGUGCUUUGAGAUCAUCACUUCUGAUCAGAAGCGGUGGGAGUUUUGUGUGGCAGCCGAUGAACGCGACGCUUGGGUGGCAGCUAUUGAAGAGCAGAUUGAAAAAGCUCUCCAGAACCAGAUGAGCAAGCCCAGUACCAGAGCUCGUGGUGAUAGAGAAGAGGUACUGGCUCUUCGCCAGUUGCCCGGCAAUGAUCGUUGUGCGGACUGUGGCCAAACAUCUCCCGACUGGGCAAGCCUCAAUCUUGGCAUUUUGAUAUGCAUCGAAUGUUCUGGAACUCAUCGAAAUCUAGGGUCUCAUAUUUCACGGGUUCGAUCUCUUGACUUGGACGCCUGGCCUAUCAUCACUUCUGAUCAGAAGCGGUGGGAAUUUUGUGUGGCAGCCGAUGAACGCGACGCUUGGGUGGCAGCUAUUGAAGAGCAGAUUGAAAAAGCUCUCCAGAACCAGAUGAGCAAGCCCAGUACCAGAGCUCGUGGUGAUAGAGAAGAGGUACUGGCUCUUCGCCAGUUGCCCGGCAAUGAUCGUUGUGCGGACUGUGGCCAAACAUCUCCCGACUGGGCAAGCCUCAAUCUUGGCAUUUUGAUAUGCAUCGAAUGUUCUGGAACUCAUCGAAAUCUAGGGUCUCAUAUUUCACGUGAGAUGAAAGAGGCAUGGAUUCGCGACAAGUACGAGGCGAAACGAUUUUUGCCAUCAUUACGUGUCGACGCCACCGUUGGCGCUCAACUUGUUGGUGCAGUGAUCGCGCGUGAUGUCGCGGAAGUGUCACUAUUGUUGGCUCGUGCUUCCCCGGAGGACGUGAACACCACAGUGUCCGGAACUCGGGAUCGCCGGGAGCGGGACGACGCGCGGGCCAUCCUUCCUCGUUCACCAAUCCGCCGUAGACCAAAUCGCCGGUUGAACAAUGCCGAUAUUCGUGCCCUGGACGAACAAGGACGUUCCGGUCUUUGGCAUGCCCGGAACAGCGGUUUCAAGGAAUGUGCAGAUAUGCUGCUCACUGCCGGUCUAGACACCAAUUACGGUAUGCCGACACCGUCGACGCGGAACUCCACGCAUUCGCCCCCAUUGCCAGAGGGCGCGGUGAUGGGAUCGUUGUCGAAUCGGGAUUAUUCGUGCAUAGGCGAAGAAGUGGUAUUGAGGAGAGUGGCACCUCCAGUCGUACCAACGAAGCGCUCAACAAACGCUUUCGAUUUACUGCCGGCAAGCAUCAUAUAG
Molecule: messenger RNA, 2019 nt
Organism: Cooperia oncophora
Lineage: Eukaryota; Metazoa; Nematoda; Chromadorea; Rhabditida; Trichostrongylidae
Source: the annotation of a GenBank genome assembly